Blastocystis hominis is the source of this 1152-nucleotide messenger RNA. RefSeq lists its product as hypothetical. The record is from RefSeq and is a predicted model, not a curated record. The coding region runs from base 1 to 1152 and encodes 383 amino acids. Gene Ontology annotation, molecular function: protein binding. The transcript is spliced from 5 exons. Lineage: Eukaryota; Bigyra; Opalinata; Blastocystidae.
AUGGGAAAUAUUAUCUGCUGCAUAUCUAGCCUAGUUUCUGGUUUGGGUGAUUCCCAAGUGUAUUUCAAUCGUUUAAAGGAUGCGUUUUCUGUAGAAUCGAAUUCGGACUUUACUCGCAAUGAGCAGCUCUAUUUCAACGUAAUCAAGGCGUUAAAGUGUAAUAGAGUUCGAUAUGCCGUGAACACACUUGAAGCAAUCCUACUGAAUGACCCCGUGGAUAUCUUAGCAAUCAACACUUUGUUUUCUCUCUACCAACGACUAGGAGAAAGCAGUCAAAUGUUUUCUUCCAUAUCCCGAACCUGGUCAUACUGGGGCAUCGGCAUCCCCUGCGACUCUUCCAUCGCAGGGUACCGCGCUCUCUCUCUGAUGGAAAUGAAUCAAAUCGACGAGGCAGAAAGGGUCGGAAUGCAGGCUCUCUCCGGAGAACCGGGCGACGUCCGCGCGAUCCACGCUGUUUUGCACGCCAUGGAGUCCAAAGGACGAGCGCGCGAAGGACUCCGUUUUCUCCGCGAAACCGAAGAAGCGUGGUCUGUCGAUCCCGCGGUUAUGAAGAACGGAUCGACUCUCGACCAUCAUCUUCUCUCUCACAAAGCGACGCUAAACAUGCAGCUAAAGCAGUACUCCAACGCGAUGGACAUCGUAGACAACGCGCUGGCGCGCGAAGAGCAGUUCGUGGAGAAGGGCGUGCUGCCAGGAAACGAGGGAAUGAAGCAGGAUCUCCUCCGCAGCGAUCACAUCAACGACUAUAUUCAGAUCUUCUACCGCAUGGAGCUGCUGGGAGAAGGCAUGGGCGAUCGAUGGAGCCGCGUUUCGCGGUUGUUGGACGCGACGGAGAAGAAGAUAUUGGCGCCGAUGGACGUGGUGUAUCGGUCGAUUCUGUUCUCGAUUACGGGGGAGGAGCAGAAGCUGCGCGCGCUGCUGGAGAGCCAGGAAAGCGAGGAGCGGGACGCGCUGUGGAAGGAGUUCGCUCUGCGUAGAGAAUGGAGAGUCGGUUUGAGCGUAGCGGAGACGGAGAUCAAGUGGAACCAUGUGAAUGGAGAGGAUCGGAUGGACGUGACGGCCGCGAAUCCGUUGAUUUCGCCGUGUGUGAACGCGCUGCUCGAGCUGAACAAUGUAGAGAACGCAGUCGUGUGGGCAUUAGGAACACUAUGA